Messenger RNA from Bactrocera dorsalis (oriental fruit fly), 2939 nucleotides. RefSeq names its product protein Spindly (gene Spindly). The record is from RefSeq and is a predicted model, not a curated record. Bases 605 to 2524 code for a protein of 639 amino acids. Lineage: Eukaryota; Metazoa; Arthropoda; Insecta; Diptera; Tephritidae. The transcript has 6 exons.
CAACUUUUCAUCUGUCAAAACAUAUGUUGGUUAUUAACUGCAUUUUCCGCUAUUUCUAAUUUGCUCAUAUGCUGCAUAUACGAACUAAUAAUUCAUAUAAUCUUCACGGCUAAACAUGCGCAACAUAUUUACUAACUCUAGGAAAAUCGCUCAGGUAAAUUCCCGAACACGAAAAACCGUAGCACACUCAGGUAAGGCUUGCGAAGUGCCGAUUUGUCGCUGCCAAAUAUAAAAACGCAGCCGAGUGGCAUAGUCCUUUUAGUCAUGAAACUAUCCGCAAGUUGACAUCGGAACCGCAGUGAAUAAAGUUUUAUUAUAUUCAAAGAUUGGUGAAAAAUAAAGUGAAAAUACUUACAAAAAUACGUUUCUAAUAUGAAAAGUACAAAAAUAAAUAAAUGUUGUAAAUAGAUAAUAUUUGAAAUAAGGAAACUGACAAGGAAACUGUAAGUGCGCACAAGUUCGCAAUCAAUUACAGCGCCAUCUAGCGCGAAAAUAGUCGCGGUGAAAACAAAUUGUAGCGUCACUUGCUCUAAUUAGGCAGCACUGAAGCACUAAAGUGACAUAUAAUUUAAAAGAAAAAAGUUCUUCAAUUUAAACGCUUGUUAUGGAAGACGAUUUUCAAAUCGAAUUCAUGUCGCUGCCACUUGAAGAUCUUCAGGAUCACUAUGGAAAACUGUUUGAACGUUAUCGACAAAUGCGCGAUGAUGCGGAGGCCGACACACAGCGUAUCCAUGAGUUGAAGCGCAAUCUGGAGACAGCUUAUGCUGCAGAAAAUUAUCUUUCACAGGAAAUCGAAGAGCUCAUGCGAACGCUUGCCUCGAUUGAAAAGGAGAGUAAAGGGAAAACUAAAGUAGAAACGGAGCUGGAAGAUUUGCGUAGACAACACCAUACUUUAUCUACAGACUACAGCACAUUGCAGCAGGACUACGCGACGUUGAGUGCAGAAAAUGCCGAAAUGCGUAAACAGUUAGAAACAGUAAAAUCAGCAAAAAGGCUAAGUACGUCGUCGAUAGUAGAUGCUGGAACAGAGGAGCUCACCCAACGUAUAGCAUCGCUGGAAGGUGAAAAUUUUUCUUUAAUGAAAAAAUUGGAAGAGUUCCAGGAAAGUAUGGUGCGGCAAACAAUGGCGUUAGCAGAAAGAGAGAGUAAUAUAGAAGUUUUACGUGAUCAAGUAACAUGUUUGGAGGAAAAUUUACGUUCAAAACGUGAAGAUUUAGAUGAAAAGACAGUUUUGCUUGAAAGUACCCAAGAACAUUUAGCCGAUGCAAAUGCGAGGUUGGCGUUGUUAGAAACAAAGCCUGAGGGUGUUGAUCGCAAAGGCAACUCGCUCUUCGCUGAAGUGGACGACCAACGACAAGCAAUGAAAAAAUUGCUGGCUGCCCAAAAGAAAAGCUACAUUGAUAUGAAGAAAAUCUGUCAUGACAGUCAGUCUGAAAUAAGACGAUUAAAGCGAGAAAAUAUUGCAAUGCACACAGAGCUUAAGGAGUGUAGUUCAAUAUUUUGUUCAGCCGACCGUACAUAUCAAGACAAACUAAAUGAGCGCAUACGCCAACUACUCGGUCAAGUAGAAGGCUUAGAGAAGCAAUUAAAUGUGUCCCAGAGUCGACUACGCGACUUGGCCAACGAUAAGGGUGUUGCGUGGCUUGAUUCGAUGCUGAAUUUCUGCAAACAAGAAACUGAUGAACUCAAGAAACAACUUCAUGGUGUGCGAAUUCAAAAAGCCAGUUUGGAAGAGCAGCUACGCAACGUUCAACAGGAGAUGACAAGAUGGCGCUUCGAAGCAUUAAAAACGCGUUGUGUACUGCUCGACAGAGAGGAUCUUUUGACUGAGCACCGCAUUGAGUUCAAAGCUAUUCGUGCAAUAGAGUUCAAUAUAACCCAGAAAGAACAGGAGACUGCACGACCCCGUAUUUUGCACGCAUCACCUGCCACACCCACGGAAAGGAAACCACAAAUACCUAGCACACCAUUACGUUCCAUUAAAAAUGAGAAUUCCUCAGCAAUAUGCAACACACCGCCUGAAAAUAUUUCAGUGAAACAAGAAGUUAAUGGUCAAAGUGGCGACAGCACACCUGUAUCAUUAAAACCAAAUGUUGAGUUUAAAGAAAAUGUUGGUACACCACAAACACAGCCGCGUUCAACUAUUUCAUUGAAGUCAGAACUUAGUUCUGAUAAAUAUUUGCGCGAUAGCAAUAUGCAGAGCAAUUCUUUAGCAAACGAAUUGCAGAUGACACUACCAAAGAACUUCAAAAGGGAACCCCCUGGACUUGAUGCUCAACCGGGUCCUUCCAUUCUCUCAAAGCAAAGUCAUGCAUUCAUCACUGAAGAUAAUUGCGAGAAGAAUGUGCAGUUCAGUGCAGCGGGUCCAACUGUACAUGAAAUUAGUGCGAAUGUCAGCUUAGAUGCCACAAAUGACGGUAGUAGUAAAGAAGCGCAGCAAAAAGCCUUUGUUAAGGAGGUGCGCAAGAAACCAAAUAUUAUCGUGCGUCAUGUGGUGGUGCCGUCCAAACGUAGGCCAAUGUAAAAUAAGAAAAGUUUUGUACUUUUAGUGCUGCUUGUGUUAAUGGGUAUAAAAGCAAUUGUCUUGAGAUAGAAAGUGAAUUUCUUUACUCUUGCUGGUUUAGAUUUUUUUAAUAAUUAUAACGAUUUUUAAAACUUUGUGUAAAUGAUUGAGAAUUAAUUUGCAUAUAUUGCAUUCCAGUAUUUUACCGUAAUUUGUAGAUUUUUCACUUUUAAAAAUUAAAAAAAAAAAUGAGUUAGUUUUUUAUAUAAAUAUUCAGUUACAAAGGAUUAAACAAUUUUCAAAUAAGCGAUGGAGGUGAAAAAUUCUUAAAUUACAUUUCUUAGAUGUAUGCGAAAUAUUAAGUUUAUUUUAUGUUUUAAAAUCUGUGCAUAUAAUUUAUAUAAAUAAAAAUCUAAAAAUUUCUAUUCAGUAUAUA